UGGCCGCUCUCACGGUGCCGUGCAGGGUUUAUCCGUUUCUCCGGUAAAGCAAAUUACAAAUCGUCAAAUCGUUCGUCGCGUAUAAAUCGUCACCGAGGGAGAGAGACCGGGCAGCUCCCACCGCCUCGCGCCGCCGAAGCCCUGUCUCCAGGACGCUGUGGUUUGAAAGUUGCAGAUCGUGUGCUGAUGGACACCCCCGAGAGCCCCACUCAGUCCCCACAAUCCCCUGAGGAGGAGAAAGGUCAGUCUGACAGUGAGCUGUUCGAGUCACCCGAGUCUCCUGCCGAAGAAGACAACGUCACCUCAGACAGCGAGUUACUGAAUGAUGAAGAGGACGGUGGAGGAGAUGGAGACUCUAACUUUGACGAUGAAGACGGGCUGGAGCUGAUCGGGAGAGCUCAGGAGGACAUUUCCGACCAAGAAGACGAGAAGCCCGACCAGGGUGGGAGGAGAGGAGACUACAGGGCGGAGCGGGUGGGCGUGCUGGAGGGCAGGCAUUGCAUAAGCCCCUCCCCCGAGGGGGAGGUCCUAGACACGCCCAGGUCCCCAGACCCCAACUCACCCGAGCCAUUCACCCCUGCUGAAGUAGAGCGGGAUGACGCCAAGCAAGAGGAAGAGGAGGAAGAUGACGACGGGGCGGAGAUGGCCCCCGGGUCUGGCGCGAGCCGCCCGGAGCUGGAGGACGAGGAUGACGAGGAGGAGGACCGGAGGCAGAGGAGGCUCGUGGCGGUCAGCGACCUGAAGGAUGAGUCGUCCUCUGUGUCCCGAGAGCUGGACGAACAUGAGUUGGACUAUGACGAGGAGGUGCUCGAGGAGCCCAGCGCAGUCGCCUUGGAGGAGGAGGACGCGGAGAAGGGCCCUCCUGGAGAGGACCGGGAGGAGGAGGAGGAGGAAAAAGAUGAGGAAGAGGAGAAGACCAGAAAAAAGAAGGAGAGAAACCCGAUUUUGCCACCCGAGCAGAAGGACACUCAGCCAAAAAGGCCAGAGGAGCCAAGAGGCCAGGAGCGUGGCCGCAAGGAGGCCUUCCGCGACAAAAGGAAGGACGAAGAUGAUGGUGAGAUCGAUGAAGGAGAAAUUGAUGAUGACGAUCUGGAGGAGGGUGAGGUGAAGGACCCCAUGGACAGAAAGAUACGACCCAGACCCAUCUGCAGGUUCUUUAUGAAAGGUAACUGCACCUGGGGUAUGAUCUGUAGGUUUAUUCACCCAGGAGUCAACGACAAAGGCAACUACUCCCUCAUCACCAAACCUGACCCGUUUUCUCCAAAUGGAGCGCCCCCUGGAGGUGGGGGCCCUCACCCCCUUAUUCCUUCAAACCCUUGGGCAGGGCCUGUUGUGGAGGAGUUGCCGCCGCCCCCCCUCCCUCUAGAGCCUCCGGUAGAGAGUGCCUGGGAGAGAGGUCUGAGACACGCCAAAGAGGUGUUGAAGAAAGCCACCAUUCGCAAAGAGCAGGAGCCGGACUUUGAGGAGAAGCGCUUCAACGUGACCAUCGGUGAAGAUGAGCGGGAAUUCGACAAAGAAAACGAUUAUUUCAGGGAACGGGGCUAUCGCAUCACCAGGGAAAUCCGAGAUCCCGGUUACGAUGCUCCCGAGUUUGGUCUCCGGAACAGUGAACUGGAGUUCAGAGAUCCGCUAUAUGGUGACCCGUACGCUGACCCUUACUAUGACUAUGAGAUGGAGGCUUUGUGGCGUGGCGGCCAGUAUGAGAACUUCCGGGUGCAGUACACGGAGACGCCACUGCCGUACCACUACAGCGAGCGAGAGCGGGAGCGAGACCCGCGGGAGCGCCACCGCGAGCGGGAACGGGAGCGGGAGCGAGACCACCGCGAGCGCGAGCGCCGGCAACGAGAACGCGAGCGGGAGAGGGAGCGCGAGCGAGAGAAAGAGAGGCAGCGCAGGAAAGAGGAGUGGGAGCGGGACCGUCUGAAACGAGACGAGAAGGAGGGGAAGCCCCGUGAGCGGCCCGUCCGAGAGCCUCGCGAGAAGAAAGAGGAGAAGGAGAAACCCGUGAAGCCCCGCUCACCCCCCGCUAUGCCCCCCAGGGUGCCGGCCGAGCCGCAGCCCAAGAAGGAGAUGAUCCCCACCGUGAAACGGCCGGACGAGUGGAAGGACCCCUGGCGUAGGUCCAAAUCGCCCCGGCGACGGCCGGGACUCGGAGGCUCCCCGCCGCGUGGCCACAGACGACACCGGCCCUCGGGCUCAUCUGUGUCUCUCUCCAACUCCUCUCGAUCUUCGUCACGCUCUUCUUCAUACACCGGCUCUGGUUCCUCGCACUCAAGGUCCCACUCGCGGUCUUCCUCACUCAGCUCAUACUCCACUCACUCCUCCCAGCACAGCUCGUAUACAGGCAGCCGCUCCAGGUCCAGGUCCUUCUCCUCCUCCCCCUCCCCCACGCUGUCAGCCACCCAGAGGAACACCAGCAAGAUGAGAUCAGAGCAACAACCGGAGCAGUGAAGGGGUCAUCCACCCAAGCCUGGACCGGCACCCCCUCCUCACCGAGACAAAGGCCCGCCAAAGAAGCUCCCUAGCCCUGCCCUGCCUGGCCCACCUGCCAAGCCCCCAAAACCUGCCCCUGAGGGGGGCAAACCCCCAAACCCUCGUGAAGGUGGCAGACCACCUCCCCCGCGGGAGCCGGGGAAACCCCCCGGUGCGAGAGAGGGCCGUAGGAAAGAACGCCAGCCCCACAACCCCCGCAGAAGAACACUCAGUGGGAGUGGCAGUAGUUUCUCGGGCUCCAGCUCACGGUCCAGGUCCUCCUCUGCCUCUGUGUCUCACUCCCGCUCUGAGUCCCACAAGUCCAGGUCUCUCUCUGUGAGCAGCGUGUCCUCUGUGUCCUCGGCUUCGUCCAGUAGCAGCUCCGUCCGCAGCGCUGACUCGGAGGACAUGUACGCUGACCUGGCCAGCCCUGUGUCCUCUGCUAGCUCCCGCUCACCCACGCCGGGGCACGGCCGCAAAGACAGGGGCCCUCCACGGGAACGCCCACCCCCGCGAGAGCGGGAUGCUGACAAAGACCGAGGAAAACCCCAGAAAAAAGACGAGGUUUUCAAAGAGGAGAGGAAAAGAGUGGACCCCCCCGCCCCCCUCCCCAAAGCUGAGCUGGGCAUGCCCCGAUCGGGGCCUGGGCCCCGGGGCCACCCCAUGAACGUGUCGUCCAUGGGCCCUCCUGGGGGGUAUGGGUCACACAAGGACAUCAAACUCACCCUCCUCAACAAGCAGCAGGGCGAGAGGAGCAACAGGAAGAGAUACUUUCCUGCUGACAAAGAGAGACCAACAUCCCCUCUGAGCAAGAGGAUAGCACUGUCUCCUGACAGAGGUCGAGACAGGAGAAUGCCAGGACGUCCCCCAUUAUCGCCAAGAAUGGAUCGACCCCGUGGGCAGGGUCCCCGGCCCCUGCCUCCCCAGGGAGAAAGGAAGCGCCCCCUCUCUCCACCUCCCAAGUCUUCUGGGAAAGGCCCUGCUUUGUCUGCAAGCAAGCCCCCUGCCCUGGGACCCAGCUCAGGCUCCGGCAAGCCCACCAGUACCCUGUCGCGCCGAGAGGAGCUCCUGAAACAGCUGAAGGCCGUGGAAGACGCCAUCGCCCGCAAAAGAGCCAAGAUCCCUGGAAAAUAAAGAGAGAAAACAAAGCAUAAGCGAAACACGGCCAGUUUGGCCAGCCCUGGGCCGCGCCACCCGAGGACGCCCGCCGAUGAAAAACACUCGUCGUCCUUUACAAGCUGCAGGCCAUCCCAUGUUUGUCCUGGGACAUGAAGACCACUGCUACAUUUCUGCCCGUUUUCCCUUCAGAGAGAGUCCGUUUAGAUUUUAUACUGAUAUGUUAGUGGGGUGGACAUGCCCCUGG
Electrophorus electricus (electric eel) is the source of this 3835-nucleotide messenger RNA. Lineage: Eukaryota; Metazoa; Chordata; Actinopteri; Gymnotiformes; Gymnotidae. The record is from RefSeq and is a predicted model, not a curated record.